AUGCCGGUAGCCUUCAGGAAAAGGAGCUGGGAGGAACAGUACAGCUAUGACGACCUCGACUUGGUGUGCUGCCAUGAAUUGGGCAGGAAGGGAUCCUGGGUGACUGCGGGGCCCAAACAAGGCCGGCGGACUAGGCGAGAUGGACCAAAUGACCUGGAUGGACACCAGAUCGAAAAUAAAGACAUUUUUUUCAGACGCCUUCAAGCUGGAGAGGAGGAUUGUCAAGAGAGUACUGCAGAAAAACAGACCCAAGAGACACAGCUGUCUUAUGUACAGCUCAGCAAUGGGGCCGCCUCAGCUCAUGGCAACCGAGGCUCUGACACACCUGCUGAAGAGGCUACAGAUGGUCCCAGAGAGGUGGUUGACAAAGCCAGCGAUGUCACUGAUAAGACAGACCACAUUUCAGAGGCCCAAGACGCCAGCACGGUCAAAGUGCGCGUUAAAAAGCAUGAACAAGUGCGCCUGGACUCAAUGAUCCUUUUGCUGAUGAAGCUGGAUCAGUUGGACCAAGAGAUUGAGAACGCCCUCAGUGCUACAUCCUCCAUCAGAAGCACACCUACCCUCCCCAGGCAUCAGGAUUUUGAUGGAUCUGGGUCUGAAACCGUGAAAAACUCUCCACAACCAAAACAUGGCCCUAUCCACUGUCCUCCAGUGACAUGUCUUGGAGCAAAGCCCAAAAAUUUAAACAACCACCUAUCUAAAGAAGAAAAGGCUGAGAUUGAAGCCAAAGAGGCCUGUACGUGGCUCCGGGCUGCUGGUUUCCCACAGUAUGCUCAACUUUAUGAAGAUGCCCAGUUUCCCUUAGACAUCUGCUCUGUCACCAGAGAUCAUGACUUUCUGGAUCGCGAUGCCAUUGAAGCUCUCUGCAGGCGCCUGAACACCUUAAACAAGUGUGCGCUAAUGAGACUGGAGAUAUCACCACAAAGAAAACGAAGUGAAGACUCAGAUGAAGAUGAGCCCUGUGCCAUCAGUGGCCGCUGGACUUUCCAAAGGGACAGCAAGCGUUGGUCCCGGAUGGAUGAGCUGGAUGUCUUCUCACUCCACACAGACGACACCAUGCCUCCAUUUCCUAAAGACCAGGUGUCACAGAAUGGCAAGCUGCUCCUGCGAGAAGGCAACAGCUCCGAGAGUGUGCUUACUGAUCUGAGUGAGCAGCCUGAGGUGGGCUCUAUCCACAGCAGCGGAAGCGGCUGCAGAGCUGAGGACAAGAACCCCCUCACCAGCCUGAGUGAGGCUGUGCCCCCUGGGGCCACACGAGCCAGCUCGGUGGCUAGUAUGUGCUCCUCCUCUGGCACGGGCUCUGGCUGUGCUAAUGAGGAUUCUCUGUCAGAUGGAAUGCCCCCGUCGCCCUUGGAAACACAAGGACAUUUCAACUUUGAUGUGAAAACGGGUAUUUCAGGAAGAGGAGGUAGUUUGGAUAGAGGAAGCAGCAAAAGCACUCGAUCCAGAGCAAAGAGCUUUCUGAAGAGGAUGGAGAGUCUACGUCUGCGCAGUGGCAGUACCUCAAAGAGAAAAAAGAAGAGCAGCACCAAUGGUGCAAAGAUUGAGAUCAGUGGUCCUGUCAUCAAAGAGGGGCUGGACGAUGACAAGCUCCGGAGCCUCAACUGUGUAGACAUCUCCAGUAUUAAUCUCAACCUUAACCACCACCGCAACCCCACACAAACAAUGACACUUAACAGGAACCGCACAGUGCCCUACUCCACUCAAGCCAGUAAUGGCAGCACUGGCAGCACCGGUAGCAGCCAAUCAGAGGCAAGUAGUGGGAGUGCUGUGAGCACGCCCAGCCCUGUAACCCGCGCUCGCAGUCACAGCACAGUGGCUGGCUCCGGUAAAAGAGGAGGCAUGUAUUUAGAGGGUUUCGAUCCGUUCAGUGUGGGUCAUCAAUCUUCAGAGAGACAGUCUACAUCACCUCCCAAAUCUGCUCCUCCUGGACCAUGUCACACUGGGUCAGAAAUGACUGUAAAUGAACAGAAUCACAGGAACAACUUUCCCGUCCCUGACCACAGUCCCAACGUGGAAGAGGAUGAAGAUGAUGGCAUGAUCUUCUUUUAUCUACCGGAGGGACACAAACCUGGAACGUUCCCCAAAGCCCUGCACGACAGCAGCUCUCGGAGUAAUAAUAAUAACAAAAAUGAACACGGCAACUCAGUUGUCCUCAGAGGGCGACAAAGCAGACGCCAACGGCGCGGAUCCUCUGGGUCCGUGGACAGCAGCCGGCUCAGUUUUUACGACAACGUUCCCUUCACAGAGGACGCAGAAGAGGAAGACAAACUGGAGGAGGUGCUCCAACACGUUAGCGGCCUGCAGCGCUUUGUUAAUGCCUGGUCAGAAGCUGUGGCUGGUGAGGAGGACGAGGAGGAGGAGGAUGAUGAAGAGGAAGACUCAGACUCAGCCCUGGACUCGGCUUCCCCCUGUCCAUCCUCUCCUCUGCAGAAUCGACUGGAGGAGACAGAGAAUGGAAGCGACCAGGACAGCACGGGGAACCCCCUGGGAGAAGAGGAGGUGAUGAGGGAGAGGAGGGACUCUGGAGUGGGAGCAUCUCUGACUCGGACCAGCAGGCCCCAGAAGCUACGCUGGCCAAGCUUCCAGAACUCCCAUCGUCCCAGCGUGGCCUCUGCUCAGCUCCAGAUCAGCUGCCAGUCUGUGCUGCAAAUGAACCUUCUCCAGAAACUGUCCAUGCUCCAGCUCACCGCUCUCCUGGAGAAGCACACGCCGACCAACAAGCACGGCUUUAGCUGGGCUGUGCCAAAGUUCAUGAAAAGAAUCAAGGUGCGCGACUACAAAGACAGGAAUGUGUUCGGUGUGCCAUUACAAGUUAUUGUGCAGCGGACAGGUCAACCCCUCCCUCAAGGAAUCCAGCAGGCCAUGCGCUACCUACGGAACCACUGUCUUGACCAGGUGGGUCUCUUCCGUAAAUCUGGGGUGAAGUCUCGCAUCCAGGCUCUGCGACAGAUGAACGAGGCCAGCGGAGCGGAUGGGGGCGGAGUCAGCUACGAGGGCCAGUCUGCGUACGACGUGGCUGAUAUGUUGAAGCAGUACUUCAGAGACCUCCCAGAGCCACUGCUCACCAGCAAGCUCUCCGAGACCUUCCUCCAGAUCUAUCAGUACAUGCCCAAGGAGCUGCGUCUUCAUGCCGCCCGUGCCGCCGUGCUGCUCUUGCCGGAUGAGAACAGGGAGGCUCUGCGCUCUCUGCUCUGUUUCCUCAGCGACGUGACCGCUAACGUAACAGAGAACCAGAUGACCCCGACCAACUUGGCCGUGUGCCUGGCCCCGUCGCUCUUCCACCUCAACACCCUGCGCCGCAAAGAGAGCUCCUCGCCACGCGUGAUGAACCGAAAGCAGAAUUUGGGAAAGCCUGACCAGAGGGACCUAAAUGAGAACCUGGCUGCCACACAUGGCCUGGCCCACAUGAUCCAGGAGUGCAGGAAGCUGUUUCGGAUCCCGGAGGAAAUGAACCGCUGCAGGAACUCGUAUGUGGAGCAAGCUCUGCUGCCACAGCGAAUGGAGGAGCUGACCGGCGAAGAGGCGGGGCCUGAGGGGGGGUACAGAGCAUUUCUUCGAGACGGCCUGGACGCCCUCCUCAAAGAAGCCAAAGACAAGUUCAGAGGCUACGACAGCUGCUCCACGCCUGAGCACGCCGACCUGGCCUACAGGAAGGUGCACGACGGUUUCCCCCUGCGACUAUGGAAGGUCACAGUGGAAAUUCCUGCCACUCCUGAAGAGGUUUUGACUCGGAUACUGAGAGAGCAGAGCCACUGGGACGAGGACCUGCUCGAGAGCCGAGUGGUGGAGACGCUCGGAGACAAGAUCGAGGUUUACCAGUAUCUCCGCAACACCAUGGCGCCACAUCCAACCAGAGACCAUGUUGUAAUCAGGACGUGGGCUACAGACUUGGCCAAAGGAGCGUGUGCACUUGUGUGUUCCUCAGUGGAGCACGAGGGGCUGCCCGUGGUCGGAGUGCGCGUCAACGUCCUUAUGUCCCGUUACUUCAUUGAACCGUGUGGGAGCAACAAAUCUCGACUUGUACAUCUCUCCAGGGUUGACUGCAGGGGCCGUUUUCCUGAGUGGUACAACAAACUCUAUGGACACUUGUGUGCUGCUGAGGUGGCCCGGAUACGUGACUCGUUUACCGUGCCAGUGGACAAAUAA
Knipowitschia caucasica is the source of this 4149-nucleotide messenger RNA. The record is from the annotation of a GenBank genome assembly. NCBI's taxonomy places the organism in Eukaryota, Metazoa, Chordata, Actinopteri, Gobiiformes, Gobiidae.